UGAUUUUGGAUUUUACUAUUUUUGGUUACCACGGUAUUCAAAUGUUUUUAUGGUACAUGAAACCAUUCUAUGACUGGAUAUCACAGACUAGAGAACUACAAACUAGGAACCUACGUCAAGUUUCUUUCCCGUCGGAUUCUUGAUUUUGGUUCAGUCAUGAAGUACAACAAAUUAGUAACCUCCGAUAGGAGUAAAUGUCGGAAGAGGCAUUUCACUGCCCCUUCUCACAUUAGGAGGAAAUUGAUGUCUUCUCCUUUAUCUAAAGAAUUGAGACAGAAAUACAAUGUCCGCUCAAUGCCCAUCAGAAAAGACGAUGAAGUUCAAGUCGUUCGUGGUCAUUACAAAGGACAGCAAGUAGGAAAAGUUGUUCAAGUCUACAGAAAAAAAUUCGUAGUUUACAUUGAAAGGAUCCAAAGAGAAAAAGCUAAUGGAGCCAGUGUAUAUGUAGGAAUUGACCCUUCCAAGGUGGUGAUUGUGAAGCUCAAAAUGGACAAAGACCGUAAAAAUAUUAUUGACCGAAGAGCUAAAGGACGUGCUCUUGCUCUUGGCAAAGAUAAGGGAAAAUAUAAGGAAGCAGCAUCUGCUGUAGAAACAUCUUAGAUAUAUUUUUCUUUUAUAAAUAAAACACUAAGUUAAACAAG
This is a messenger RNA of Harmonia axyridis, 641 nucleotides long. Its product is annotated as 60S ribosomal protein L26-like. The record is from RefSeq and is a predicted model, not a curated record. Gene Ontology annotation, molecular function: structural constituent of ribosome; RNA binding. Gene Ontology annotation, cellular component: cytosolic large ribosomal subunit; ribosome. The transcript is spliced from 3 exons. Lineage: Eukaryota; Metazoa; Arthropoda; Insecta; Coleoptera; Coccinellidae. Gene Ontology annotation, biological process: ribosomal large subunit biogenesis; cytoplasmic translation. Bases 70 to 600 code for a protein of 176 amino acids.